AUGUCUCAUCUUUAUAGCUGCAAUAUAGAUUCCCUGAAGCCACUGCUGCACAAGCCAAAGAGGAUCAUUUCCAAUCGCCUCUGGGGAAGCAUGAAUUUAAGCAUAAUCCUCAUCACGUUGGGAAUUGUGACCACUCACCACAUAUCUGAGGCUGUGUUUCCAAUCUUCUUUGACUGUUGCACAGAAGUCGCCCAUUUUGUUCCCCGAAGUUGGCUUAGAAGAUCAGUGGUGAAGUUUGAGAUCCAGCAGGGUGGGGAUUUAUGCAAAAUACCAGCUGUGAUCCUUCACACGAGACACAAAAAGUUAUGCGCAAGUCCACAGAAUAAAAAUGUGAAAAAGUGGAUGAAGCAGAUGGUCAAGAGACGCCAGAGGAAAGGGCUUCACACCUGGAAGAGAUGGAAAGGGAAAAAGAGGAGGAAAAAUGUGAGGAAACAGUGAUGCACCGUCUGCUGAAGCGGCCACAGAGAUGCUGCCAUCUGUACUGUGCAAU
Messenger RNA from Elgaria multicarinata webbii, 490 nucleotides. RefSeq names its product C-C motif chemokine ligand 28 (gene CCL28). The record is from RefSeq and is a predicted model, not a curated record. The coding region runs from base 1 to 438 and encodes 145 amino acids. Gene Ontology annotation, molecular function: chemokine activity. Gene Ontology annotation, biological process: immune response. NCBI's taxonomy places the organism in Eukaryota, Metazoa, Chordata, Lepidosauria, Squamata, Anguidae. The transcript is spliced from 4 exons. Gene Ontology annotation, cellular component: extracellular region.